GCACCUCGACCUAAAGCACAUCGAGGUCGCCGCCAUCAACGAGUGCGACGGCAAGUUCGCCAUCGACGGCCCCAUCGCGCCGUCUGUGGACGGCGUCAGCGCCGCGCUCCUCGAGGAGCCGCAUGCGGAUCUCUCGACUUCCUCGCUCUUCCCCUCUCUCUCUUUCUCUCUCCACCUCUCUCCCUCUCCCUCCCUCCCCCCCACACGCACACACGCACACGCGCACACGCGCACACACGCACACACGCACACGCGCGCACACACACAGCUGCUGCCGCUCCUCCCGGGUGAGUAGGAGCCUCUGCGGAUGGCGUUCGAGUCGGUCGUGCAGCAGCUGGGGCCGAUCCUCUGCUUCGGCAGCCGCCACCUCGCGCUGCACAACGUGGAGGAGGGCACGACCACCCGGAUCGGCGGCCUCGUCUCGGCCCUCAACGCUGCGCUGAGGCAGCACCCGGUCCUGCUCGGGACGCUACUCAUGCCGCUCGGCGGGGACCCGGUCCGGUCCGUGCUGGCCGAGACGGCGGGCGGCGGGAAAGGGUACGCAGAGAUCGACCGGGAGGCGGUCGCAUUGGCGAGGGAGGAGAGCACGCGGCUGCGAGCGGCGGGGCGUGGCGAGCGCCAGCCUCCUCACGGCCGCGCCUCGGCUUGCGGAAUAGGACAUCGCCAAGCUGCGCAGCGUUGGCGUCGUGAAGAGGCUGGGCGAGGGGCGGUUCGCGAACAUCGUCGACGCGGACGGGGACGGCGUGUACCAGCUCCAGGCCCCAAAUGACGUGUGAGUGUUAGAUUUGUUUGGUAUUGCUAAAAAUCUCUCCCACCUC
Emiliania huxleyi CCMP1516 is the source of this 818-nucleotide messenger RNA. RefSeq lists its product as hypothetical. Lineage: Eukaryota; Haptophyta; Isochrysidales; Noelaerhabdaceae. The record is from RefSeq and is a predicted model, not a curated record. The transcript has a single exon. Bases 308 to 769 code for a protein of 153 amino acids.